AUUAGAGAGAAGCAUUGAAAAUAACACCCAACAAAAUGCUCCUACGCCACCUUCUCCUAACUAACAAUUCAACACAUAUACAUACACAUGCUUCUUCCUCUCUCCUAGGGUUCUUCAAGAUUCAAACUACUAUUUUCUAUUCAUCACUUGAUCUAUAUCUAUUUCAUACCCAUUUGAAAUGGGAAUGCAUAUCUUGUAUCUAGAUUUGGAUUUAUAUCUAUAGGUUACAAGAUUUGGUGUUAAAGUUUUGAUCUUUUUGAGGAAUUUAAUAAUAUUUAGAAAAAAAAAAACCCAAGUUGAAUUUGGGUUGAAAAAGGGAAAAUUUACAAGAUUUGUGAUAAAAGAUUUGAUCUUUAGAGAAAUUCAAGAUUUUGAUUGAAGAGAGGAGAUUGGGGUGCGUUUUUCCGGUUUUGAUUGGGGGGUUUUGUGCAAGAGAUGGUGGGAUGUUCAAAAAACUGAUAAAUUGUUGUUCGGUUUGUUGGUUCGGGCAUGAUCAUAAAGAAACUGUUGUCGGUGUCAACGGUGAUUUUGGGAAAGAUGGGUUGUUGUGGUUUCAUGAUGUUGGAAAGCAUGUGUACGGGGAGUACUCGAUGGCUGUAGUUCAAGCGAACCAGGUGCUUGAAGAUCAGAGCCAGAUUGAAUCGGGUCCGUUUGGGACGUUUGUUGGAGUUUAUGAUGGUCAUGGUGGACCCGAUGUUGCAAGAUAUGUAUGUGAUCAUUUGUUCCGACAUUUUCAAGCAAAUAUAACUGAAAAUCACGGUAUUGUGACUCCCGAAACGAUCAAAAGGGCGUUUCUCGAAACAGAAAACGGGUUCACGUCUCUUGUAGCUAAAAUGUGGAAUGUUCGACCCAGCAUUGCAACCGUCGGAUCGUGUUGUUUGGUCGGGGUAGUCUAUCAUCAAACACUUUUUGUGGCAAAUCUCGGAGAUUCUCGUGUUGUGCUCGGUAGGAAAAUCGGUGGCAGUGUGACCGCCAUUCAGUUGUCGAAGGAACAUAAUGCUAAUCUUGAUAAUAUUAGACGCGAGCUUAGAGAUUUGCAUCCACAUGAUCCGCAAAUUGUGGUAAUGAAACACGGAGUUUGGAGAGUCAAAGGCAUUAUUCAGGUUUCGAAAUCAAUUGGGGAUGCUUAUAUGAAACAUGCGCGGUACAACAAGGAACCGAUUGCGGCAAAGUUCCGGCUCCCGGAACCGAUGGUGAUGCCGAUUUUGUCUGCUGUACCAUCUGUCAUCUCUCAUCCAAUUCAACCGGGUGACUCUUUUCUUAUAUUUGCUUCUGAUGGUUUAUGGGAACACUUGAGUAAUGAAGAGGCUGUUGAUAUUGUUCAUCGUAAUCCACGUGCGGGAAUUGCCAAGAGACUGGUGAAGGCUGCUUUACAGGAAGCAGCUAAAAAGCGAGAAAUGCGGUAUUCGGAUCUGCGUAAGAUUGAUAAACAUGUUCGGCGACAUUUCCAUGAUGAUAUAAGCGUAAUUGUUUUAUUCUUAAACCACGAUCUUAUAUCCAAAGGGUCGACCAACGGCCAUAACGUCUCUCUCCGAAGCGCAUUAGAACACUAGUUGAUAACUCUAAUUUAUAAGCAUGACAUUUUUCUGUUAUUUCGGAACCUUUUUUCUGGCGGUUUUUUUUAUGGUUGAUGUUGAGUUUGAUUUUGUUUAAGAGGGUUUUAAUUUUGAUGAUAAAGAGAAGCAAGUUUUCUGUUAUGCACA
Helianthus annuus (common sunflower) is the source of this 1703-nucleotide messenger RNA. Its product is annotated as probable protein phosphatase 2C 42. The record is from RefSeq and is a predicted model, not a curated record. The transcript is spliced from 5 exons. Bases 444 to 1553 code for a protein of 369 amino acids. Gene Ontology annotation, biological process: protein dephosphorylation. NCBI's taxonomy places the organism in Eukaryota, Viridiplantae, Streptophyta, Magnoliopsida, Asterales, Asteraceae. Gene Ontology annotation, molecular function: cation binding; protein serine/threonine phosphatase activity.